UUUCCCGCGCUGCGUAACAACACACUCAAGUGUCAGCCCGCAGAUGUAGCAGGUUAGCGCUUUAGCAUUUUGACGCUAGUUUAUAUCGCUACUGCAGCUGUAACUACACAAUAAUGCCGUCCUCAGACUAUGACCAAGCUUCUCUGCCGGAUUUAUUACCGCUGUACUACAAACGACUGUUCCCCUUCUCGCAGUACUACCGCUGGCUAAACUAUGGAGGAGUGCAGAAGAACUACUUUCAGAAUCGAGAGUUCUCCUUCACACUCAAAGAUGACAUCUACGUCCGUUACCAGUCGUUCAACACGCAGAAUGAUCUGGAGAAGGAGAUGCAGAAGAUGAAUCCGUACAAGAUUGACAUUGGAGCGGUAUACAGUCACAGGCCAAAUCAACACAACACCGUGAAGUCAGGGACCUUCCAGGCUCUGGAGAAGGAGCUAGUGUUUGAUAUCGAUAUGACAGAUUACGACGACGUCCGAAGCUGUUGCAGUGCUGCAGACAUUUGCUCCAAGUGCUGGACCUUGAUGACCAUCGCUAUUCGUAUCCUGGAUAGAGCUCUUCGAGAUGACUUUGGUUUCCAGCACCUGCUGUGGGUUUAUUCUGGCAGAAGAGGAGUGCAUUGCUGGGUGUGUGAUGAGGCAGCGAGGAAGCUCUCUGUAGCGGCACGCUCUGCUGUGGCCGAGUAUCUCAGCCUCAUCAAGGGUGGUGAAGAGACGGUGAAGAAAGUGGUGCUGACGGAUCCAAUUCACCCCUUUAUCAAAGAGUCGCUGACAGUGGUGGAGCAUUACUUUCCCCGAUACGCACUUCAGGAACAGGACAUACUGGGUCAGAAGGAGUCUGUAGGAAAAGUCCUGGCACUGACGCCUGAAGAUGUAAGAAAGGAACUGCAGCUGGCGUUCCAAAACGAGAAGAAACCCGAGAAGCGUUGGGAUCUGGUCGUGGACCAAGCCACCAGGAAACAGAGCGCAGCUAAAAAGGGCCAACACUUUGAAAAAGAGAUCAUGCUGCAGUAUUGUUACCCAAGGCUUGAUGUGAAUGUCAGUAAAGGUGUGAACCAUUUGCUAAAGAGCCCGUUCAGUGUCCAUCCCAAAACAGGGCGCAUUUCUGUUCCUAUCGACCUCAAGGAACUGGAUACGUUUGAUCCAUUUGCUGUGCCCACAAUCAGUCUGAUCUGUGAGGAGCUGGACCGGCCCAGGCCAGACGAAGAAGAUGAGAAGUCUGAGGACGCCAAGGAAAACGAGAAGGAUGCAGCAGAGAGGCGGAAGAUUAGAGAUUAUAAAAGAACCAGUCUGGCGAAGUACGUGAAACACUUUGAUCAUUUUCUCGAUGUAAUGGCUCGCUCUUGGAAAGGAGACCUUCUCAGGAAAAGCGAUCUUCAGAAAGAAUUCUGAAUCGGACCAAAGCCAGAGAAUGACAUCUCUGCUGGAGAACUGUUUAUAGCGCUCUAUUAAUUGUGGCUAAUUAAAUGUGGCUGAUGAUGCAAUAGAGAUGAAGUUAAUUUUGUGUAAUGGUGUUGUUACUCUAGAGAACAAUCAUUUCAUCCAAAUCUGUUUUAUUAUGCUCAGUAUGUAUACAUUCAUAAACUGCUAAAUACAUUUUCUCGUUCUUCCUUUUCCUAGUAAAAUAUCUCUUUUAUGUUGUUUGUCUACCUGCUGCCUAAAUGUUGUUGUUGUACAGGCAUUUUUGAAAAUAAAUUUGGUAUUUCUGCUCUUGUAAA
Molecule: messenger RNA, 1714 nt
Organism: Mugil cephalus (flathead mullet)
Lineage: Eukaryota; Metazoa; Chordata; Actinopteri; Mugiliformes; Mugilidae
Gene: prim1
Product: DNA primase subunit 1
Exons: 13
Coding region: 114-1388 (424 amino acids)
Biological process (GO): DNA replication, synthesis of primer
Cellular component (GO): alpha DNA polymerase:primase complex
Source: RefSeq, a predicted model, not a curated record